AUGGAUAGAAAUAUUUACAUUGGAUCAUUUUCGGUGGUUGGUAAAGAUCAAGCUACUCGAAGUGAAUAUGUCCAGAAAGAGUUGGAAUCAAUGCGAAAUGUAACACAGAAUAAAGAUGUAUUAUUAGUGAUAUCAUUAUCAGGGAUAAAAGUCUGUAGUGAAGAUGGACAGAGUGUUCAUAUGGCACAUGCUUUAAAACGUAUAUCCUACGCUACAUGUGACCCAGAUUGGUGCCAGUUUUCAGUGUUAGCUCGUGAACCUAAAGGUCAUAUGAAUGUACAAUAUUGUCAUGCCUUUAUUACCAAUACAAAUGAAGAGACAGAGGAACUCAAUGCCAUCGUUGGAAAUGCCUUUCAAAUGGCCUAUGCAAAACAAAGACAAAAGCAGCCCACAUUUAAUGAACUAAUUCAGCAGCAAGUCAUGGAGCAGCAAGCUAAGUUUCGUGAAUUGGAAAAACAGGAACAGAAAAAUUUCCAGGCCAAAUUAAACGAGAUAGCUACACCUACACCAUUUUCAGAAAAAGCUUUUCAACAUUUAGAAUAUCGUCGUCAAGUGAGUGAAGAAACUGCAGCUGAAAAAGAACGAGAAUUAGUUGUUGGGAAAAAUAAGGUUUGGGCCAAACAAGUUGUUGAUAAAGUGAAACAUAGAUCUCCUAUCGAGGCGUCAACAUUACAAUUGCGACGUACAACCUCUCCUCCUAGUGGUGCUUGUCAUUCACGAGAAUCAGCUUAUGAACUUCGAUCACCCGUUCAUCAAGCAGCAUCUGCGGCAGCCAAACGUAACUCUACACCUCCGAAUGUGCCUUCUUUAUCCAAUCAACAUCAGUCAAUAUCAGUGGCCGCCAUGAAAAAUUCUGUGGAAGUGAAUCAUAAUAAUGCGAAAAUAAAAGGUUCACCUGUGACAGCAUUAAAAGAUGAAAUAGAUCGAAGAUUUUUAUCCAAUGGAAGUAGUGCCAUAAAUUCUAGUCUUUCAGAUAAUCGUGACAUCCAGCAGCCAAUUUCUAAUGGACAAAAGAAAGAAGAAGUCAAGAUGCGUCAUCCUCGUAUGGUCAACAGACCACUACCUGCUGUGCCAGCAGACAGAUCUCCUCGAGGUAGUCCUCAUCAUCGUCCUCAGUGGAGAAGUUUUGAUGAUGAUAACUUACAGUCAGCAAGGUCUAGUGGAAAUAAUGAAACACCUAAACGUAAGCCACAGAGGCCAAUGAGUGAAAUUGCUGUGACUGGAACACUAUAUGACAAUAGACUACCGGUCAAUGGAUUCGCUAAUGUUUCGGAAGAAGGAGGCUUCUAUAUUUAUGGUCCAAAUCCUAAUCAAGGUGGUGCUUGUGCUAUGGAGAAUCACAAAAGAAAUGGUGCCUUAAAUGGCCAAGGUAAAUCAACUCCACCCCGUAGAGAUGAUGAAAAUAAAGAUUUUUUACGGUACCAAAAUGACAGUCCAUUCCAAGCUGAUAAAGGAGAUGAAUCUGAAAGAUCUGCUUUAAGAGCCAAACAAGGGCCACUUUCUUCACCUAAACCCUUGUAA
Molecule: messenger RNA, 1521 nt
Organism: Lottia gigantea (owl limpet)
Lineage: Eukaryota; Metazoa; Mollusca; Gastropoda; Lottiidae
Exons: 8
Coding region: 1-1521 (506 amino acids)
Source: RefSeq, a predicted model, not a curated record